UCAGCGCGCUGCUUCGCUCCACACCACAUCCGGGUUGGAAAUUUGUUUCUGCAGAUGGUUUGGAUGUCAGAAUUCGCUGGAUAAACAUCACAGUUGCCGCCUUUGUUUAGACGUAAUGUCGGAGUUUACCACCCAAGGAGACUGCGUCAUAAUACGUCACUCAACAAAGCCAUGCUAUGAUGAUGGUGCUGCGGAGACUGCUGAGAAGGCGCUGGGUUCUGGGCGUGGUCUUUGGACUGUCACUCAUAUACUUUCUCACCAGCACUCUCAAACAGGAGGAGCGGACCAUACGGGACCGCACGCUGUUAGAGGUUAGAGAUUCAGACCACCGCAUCCCCUGGAAAGUCCGGUUCAACCUGGGCAACAGCAGCCGACAGAUCACUCAGUGCAGAAACUCCAUCCAGGGCAAGGCGCUGCUCACAGACGAACUUGGUUAUGUCUGUGAGAGAAAUGACUUGCUGGUUAACGGCUGCUGUAACAUCAACGCUCCCAGCUCCAGACAGUACAUUUGUAAAAGCUGCCUGGCAAACGGCUGCUGCAGCAUCUAUGAGUAUUGCGUGUCUUGUUGUCUCCAGCCUGAUAAGCAACCUCUCCUUGAGCGCUUCCUGAAUCGUGCAGCGGAAGGCUUCCAGAACCUCUUCACCGCUGUGGAGGAUCAUUUUGAGCUGUGCCUGGCCAAGUGUAGGACCUCUUCACAAAGUGUUCAACAUGAGAACACCUACCGAAACCCUCAAGCAAAGUACUGCUACGGAGAGAGUCCUCCAGAGCUCCUUCCUGUGUGAGCAUUUGACUUUUCUUCUCGGCUUCAAGAAGUGCUCUAACGGCAGCGGGUCAAUAAACGCGCCCCCUGUUCUCGGACACCUAAAGGUGCUUGGAGACGAGACUCUCUGCAAAUGAACUGCUGUCUUGGGACAAUUUUGCCUUUUAUAGUGGCAAAGAGAUGGAGACAUCCAAGACCAACCUCAUAAUGGACAAAAGCUAUAUGUGAUUUGAUUAUUUACACUUCAUAAGUGCAUCGAAGGCUCCAUACAUUCAUCCGUGAUGAUCAUCAGGUCUACGUAGCAGGCAGCUCAUCCAUCAGGAUUCGCCUCAAACCGGUUAAUGUCAUAAUGCAGGCUCCAUUUAAAAAAGAAAAAAAAAGGUAACAGCCGUUUCAUGUUUUUGUUUUAAUCCUAAAUACAGCAAAGAAUGUGUCAUUACUUCUGUGUGUAGUGCAUGCAUAUGAAACUAUUUAAUAAAAGU
This is a messenger RNA of Anoplopoma fimbria (sablefish), 1242 nucleotides long. It is a transcript of the gene spring1, whose product is annotated as SREBF pathway regulator in golgi 1. Lineage: Eukaryota; Metazoa; Chordata; Actinopteri; Perciformes; Anoplopomatidae. The transcript has 6 exons. Gene Ontology annotation, biological process: positive regulation of SREBP signaling pathway. The record is from RefSeq and is a predicted model, not a curated record. The coding region runs from base 177 to 782 and encodes 201 amino acids.